GCAUGCUACAUUGAGCAGCUAUGUGAUGUACCUGUGUUUUUACAUGAAAAAUUGGCUGUAUGAAGAUAGUGUGUUAAAAGAGAAGUUGUCAGGGAGUAAUACGGCUUGUGUCGUCGUUGAGAAGUGUCGCACGUUGGACGUUUCCUACAAAAAGUGCCGCAGCUUCUCCUUCCUGCGUAGAGCUGCAGCUAUAAGAGAUGCUGUUGACGGUGUCACAGUGUAAGCAGAGCCCGGCUGACCCUCCACACGUCCAAAUAUGAUGCCAGCCUAAGGGGACAUCAUGGACAAUGGAAAACCGAGCCGUGUGUGUCGGCCCCAGCGGAUCAGUGAAUCGUCCAAGGUGUUCCGCUGGGCCGAUCAAGGUGUGGAGGUGUUGCAGGGCCUCAAUGACCAGCGACAACAUGGCCACUUCUGUGAUGUGAUGCUGGUGGCCAAUGAUCAGCGGGUCCCCGCUCACCGUGCCCUGCUGGCCGUCUCCAGCCCGUACUUCCACGCUAUGUUCACUCUGGGCAUGAGGGAGGAACGCCAGGCAGAGGUGGAGCUGGUUGGUAUGUCCUACAUCGGUCUGAAGGCUGUGGUGGACUUCCUGUACAGUGGAGAGCUACCAUUGGAUGGGGGAAAUAUUGAUCAUGUGCUGGAAGCUGCCCACCUGCUACAGGUGUGGCGAGUGGUGGAUUUCUGCUGCCAGUACCUGGAGAGGGAGGUGAGUGAGGACAACUACCUGUACCUUCAGGAGCUGGCUCAGCUCUACAGUCUGGAGCGACUCGACACUUUCAUCGACCACUUCAUCCUCACACGUUUCUCCACACUCUCCUUCACCCCCGACUUCCUUUGCAACAUUCCUUUACACAAGCUCACCUCCUACCUCUCCAGUGGCCAGGUUCAGCAUGACAGCGAGCAGGCACUGCUCCAGGCCGCCCUGCAGUGGCUCAGCCAAACUCCUGAACGAACCACUCAUGCCAGACAACUCCUCUCCUACAUCCGCUUCCCUCUGAUGCCAGUGGGGGACCUGGUGGACCGGGUGCUGCCCGGGAUACGGGCCCUGCUGCCAGAGGAGGCCGGCUGCGAGGCCCUCGUGGAGGAAGCAUUGGGAUACCAUGCAACCCCCAGCGCUCAGCCACUCCUGCAAAGCGGACGCACCACGCUGAGGGGAGGAGUGGAACAGCUGCUGCUGAUUGGGGGAGAGGUGUCAGAAUGUGGAGAGGAGCUGAGCGCCACUGUUUGCCGGCUGGACAGCGAAACAGGAAGCUGGGAGGUGGAAACUGAGCUGCCAGCCCAGCGGAGUCACCACUGCCUGGCAGUGCUUGGAGGCUUUAUUUACACUGCUGGCGGCAGCUCGUCCAGGGAUAAUGGCGGAGACGCAGCCUGUAACCUGCUCUACAGAUACGAUCCUCGCCAUAAUCAGUGGACCAGGGGUGCUCCAAUGAACCAGCGGCGGGUCGACUUUUACCUGGGAGCGGUGGGAGAGUGCCUGAUUGCUGUGGGUGGCAGGAAUGACACCGGAGCUUUGUCCUCUGUCGAGCUUUACUGCCCCGCUGAGGACCGCUGGUCCUAUGUGGCAGAACUGCCCAGGUUUACUUACGGCCAUGCUGGAACUGUCCAUCAUGGUGUGGUCUACAUCUCAGGAGGUCAUGACUAUCAGAUCGGACCAUACCGCAGAGAAGUUCUGAGUUAUGAUCCUUCAAAGGACAAUGAUGUGUGGGUUGAGUGCCAAGCCAUGUCUUUGGCUCGGGGCUGGCACUGCAUGGCCUCCCUCAACCACCUCAUCUACGCCAUCGGGGGCAGCGACGACCACGAGGAUACCACUGAACGCUUCGACAUCCUGCAGGUGGAGUCCUAUGACCCACACAGCGGCCAGUGGACCCGGGUGGCGCCACUGCUGUUGCCCAACAGUGAAGCAGGGCUUGCGGUUUGGGCGGGGAGGAUCUAUGUGAUGGGUGGCUACAGCUGGGAGAGUAUGGCAUUCUCCAGAGCCGCUCAAGUUUACGACCCUGACAAAGACUCAUGGUGCAGAGGGCCUGAUUUCCCAAAACGCAUCGCAGGGGCCUCGGCGUGUGUGUGCCUUGUGAAGCCCUCACCAUCUUCAACCUCUCCAGAGAGGAAGAAAUUAGGGCACAGGGUAAAAAGAAGAACAGACCCCACGUAGCAUGAUCAAGGACCAAUGAAGGACUUUUCUCUUUGUAUGAAAGUACAAGGCUUGACUUUUUGUUGAAAAGCACAGCCAAAGAUUUUAUGUCCUCUACAUGAGUAGGAAGGGGUUAGGUACUGGACCAUAUCUUGGUCAGAAGAGGCAACUGGCCCCCACAGAGUCUGGCACUUUGAAGCUUGGACCAGCCUUUAGACAGAGUCAAGCUAGCUGCUUCCCUCUGUUUCCAGUCUUUAUACUAACUAGCAGUGCCAUUGUCAGUGUGUGCCCCAUCUCCUCUUUGGCUGUGCUUACUGUUAUUAACCAGUUCAUUGUACAUUUACGACAGUGCACUCUGCACCGUUGGCAAAUCUACAGCAAGUGGAAAGUCACUGGAAGUUUGACAUAAACUGGAGCAGAUUCCUCUGUACACUUGUAAUUAUUAACAUAAGUCAUUAACAUGAACUGGCUAAAUGUGAGUUCACUACCAUGUCACAUUACCACAGUUUAACCAGUAUAUAUUGUGAUGUUUAUUUUACUUCGCUAUAGCAGACCAACCAGCAACUACCACAGCUAAAGCCAAUGUGUUACUGUGAAGCAUGCCACCAAUGGCUGCUAGAAGCUGUAAUAGACUUGCAUUCAAAAAGCCUCAACUUCUCUCUAGAAAUAUAAUAAUUUCUUUCAACAAGUCAUCAUGGAUGCCAUCUCUAAAUUCAAACCCUGUAAUAUGUGUGCAGGUGGCCAUUUUGUAAAUAAUUGCUCCCUUAAUAAGAUUUGAAGACUUACAGUAGUUGGGUCAUCUGCUGCUCUCCUGGCUCCGGGACUCGCACUGAGCUGGACUAUUUCACUAAGUUCAAUAUCAAUUGAUUAUGAUGCCUGACCUAUUAGCUCAAUUUAUAUGGGAUGCAACAGUUAUAGAUUUUGACAGUACAACAGUCUGAGGGAAAAUCACAGUUUCAUGAUUAUUAUGCAUUGCGGAUGGAUAAAAGCACUUAAGCAUUUGUUUUGGGAGCAACAGACACACUCGUUGCCAGGGAUUCUAUUUCAGCAAUUAAUUGUAUUUUAGAUGUGGUCUAUUAAAGUAAAAAAGAAAGAAAGAAACGUCUCUCAUGCAGGUGUUACUAAUCCCUGAAAUGC
This is a messenger RNA of Scomber japonicus (chub mackerel), 3262 nucleotides long. RefSeq names its product kelch-like family member 36 (gene klhl36). Bases 281 to 2146 code for a protein of 621 amino acids. NCBI's taxonomy places the organism in Eukaryota, Metazoa, Chordata, Actinopteri, Scombriformes, Scombridae. The record is from RefSeq and is a predicted model, not a curated record. Gene Ontology annotation, molecular function: cullin family protein binding. The transcript is spliced from 9 exons.